Molecule: messenger RNA, 1083 nt
Organism: Penicillium macrosclerotiorum
Lineage: Eukaryota; Fungi; Ascomycota; Eurotiomycetes; Eurotiales; Aspergillaceae
Product: sugar phosphate isomerase/epimerase family protein
Exons: 1
Coding region: 1-1083 (360 amino acids)
Source: RefSeq, a predicted model, not a curated record
AUGUUCAACCGCCCAGGAAUCGCGUCUAUGUCUCUGGGCCGGCCGUGGAUCCACGACCUCCCUGGCAAGCUGAUGCAGGCUGCCGCUCACGGCUUUGAGGGCAUCGAGCUCUUCUUCGAUGAUCUCGACUGCUAUGCCCAGCGAGUCUUCAAUGGCGACCACCUCGAGGCUUCCCGUCAAGUACGCCGACUCUGUGAGCGUCUUGGCCUGACGAUCAUCUGUCUUCAGCCGUUCUCCAUGUAUGAGGGCCUGCUCGACCGGGCAGAGUCUGACCGUUUAGUGAAUGAAAAGCUUCCCAAAUGGUUUGCACUGGCUCGGGCGUUGAACACAGAUAUGAUUCAGGUUCCUUCAAACUUCCUCGGUCCUGAUCCCAAGACCGGGGCCCCGCGGACCACCGGGGACCGGGCCGUCAUCGUUCGUGAUCUUCAGCGGCUCGCUGAUCUGGGCGCUGGAGCUGGUUUCCGCUUCGUAUACGAGGCUCUUUGCUGGGGCGAUCACGUCAACACCUGGGAAGCUUCAUGGGAGGUUGUCCGUGAUGUCGACCGUCCUAACUUCGGUCUGUGCCUGGACUCGUUCAACAUUGCUGGCCGUGUAUAUGCCGACCCGGCCUCUCCCACUGGCCAGACCCCCAAUGCUGCUGCAGACCUCGCCGCGUCCCUGGAGCGCCUGCGCACCGCAAAUAUCGACCCCGCCAAGAUCUUCUAUGUGCAGCUCGUCGACGGCGAGCGCCUCACGGCCCCUCUGACCGAGGACCACCCCUUCCACGUUGACGGCCAACCCGUCCGUAUGUCCUGGUCCCGCAAUGCCCGUCUCUUCCCAUUUGAGGAGGACCGGGGUGGCUACUUGCCCAUUCUCGACGUUGCCCGUGUAUUUUUCGAUGACCUUGGUUUCCGUGGCUGGGUCUCUCUUGAGCUUUUCAGCCGCACUCUCGCUGACCCUGAUCCAUUCACUCCCGCUGAACAUGCUCGUCGGGGUAUCGACUCAUACUACAAGAUGGGCCGCGUCCUGCAAUGGGAGGGUCAGGCUCCCAAGAGCACCGCUACUAUUCCGGAGCCGUCUUCUCCUGUGCAGCACCGUCUGUAA